GCCAAUGUUAUAUCCAAGGCCAGCUACAAUGACCAUGAUGCUUUGCGCAUUUUCACAUUUACUGCAUGCUUUUUGUGACAGUUAAUGGCCACUCUUAAAGCACCAAACAAAAAAUAAUAAUUACCUUUUCAUAAUGGGAAUUUGUUUGUGUCUUCAAAGGAGUACGAAACAAAGUCAGAACGAUGGGGGUUCGCAUUAUUACCUAGGUUCGAAUCCAACAACCGCAAACAAUGCGGCAAAGUACCUUUGUCACCAAACGCUUGAAGUUACGAAUAAUGGAACUACUGCCGAUAUUGCUCCAACGAACGUCAAUCAAGUGACACUGUACAACCUCGGUCCUAAAAAUUCUCUUGCCGUCUCGAGGAAUGUUGUGACUGAUAUGCAUAUGACUUGUGUAGCUGCUCAAAAUAAUGCAAUUACAUCAGCAAUAUCUACCGUGUCUCCUGGGGGAAUCGGGGUCCAGGCAAGACCUUUGGUACAGGUCCGCGCUCUUUAUUCGUAUCAAGGCCACAACCAAGAUGACCUGUCGUUCCAGAAAGGAGAUAUAAUGUUUGUUAUAUCUGGUAUGUCUGAUGCAUGGUGGUUUGCAAGACAUUCCGACACUGGAAUGAGUGGAUACAUACCCAGUAACUACGUCUGUCUGAAUGAUGGACUUCCAACUAGCUUGGAUGCCUGGUAUGACAUAGGUCGACGUGAAGCUGAUCGAAAACUUUUGCUUGUGGGGAACCCCAAAGGAACAUACCUUAUUAGACCUAGUUCAGAAACCCAGAAUUAUGCACUCUCUGUUCGACAUUAUGACUCCGAAAAAAAUAUGUGGGUUGUAAAACACUAUCGCAUUCGGAUCCUUGAUAAUAACGGUGGCUUCUUUAUUAGUAUUCGCACGACCUUCCCGAAUAUUCAGGAACUCAUAAAUUAUUAUACAGUGGAUAAAACCGAAACAGAUCUUGGACCUUAUAGUCGCACACGAACACAAAACAGGUAA
Molecule: messenger RNA, 982 nt
Organism: Schistosoma margrebowiei
Lineage: Eukaryota; Metazoa; Platyhelminthes; Trematoda; Strigeidida; Schistosomatidae
Source: the annotation of a GenBank genome assembly